AUGGCGAGCGGGGGUGGCGAGCGGACCGGUGAGCGAGUAGACGGUGUGAGCGAGGGGGGCGGGCCGGGCGCUCUCGGUGCGCCGCCUGGCGACGGUGCGGCUGUGCGCCGCCGGGCGCGCAGCGGAGCGAUGCUCUGCGCGCCCCGCUCGGGCGUGGGGGCGUGGGGUGGGGGGAAGGCGAUGCCUCUCUUCCCGCCCGGCGAGAGCGUGGACAGGGGGCUCCUUGACGUCGCGGCCAAGGAGGUGGGGCGUGGAGGACCGGGGGGGGGGGGGCGCCCGGCAGCGGCUUUAUUAAGGCGCCCGGCAGGUUGCGUCGAGAGCAGCGGCGGCAGCGGCGCGCACCGGCCCUUUGCCUUCACGCCCAAGCCCCCUGCGCCCGGGUGGGGUGUUCCAAAGGGGCCGGCCCGCGCCUCCAGGUCGGCAGGAGUCGCCCCCACCCCUUCCCCGCCUCCGCCUCCUCCCGAUCCGGCUUUCUCCGCCCCUCGCCUCGUCUCUCUGCCGCGUCUCGCCGUCUCCAGCCCGAGGAGCUGCCGCGCAAAAGCGCCGAGGGGACUUAGCAUCGGGAUGGUUCUCCUGUCACUGUGCUUAAUAGCAGCCGCCGCUCUGGUGCAGUUUAAGACUUCCGCGGAUGAACAAGCUGCUAAAGAAGAAAUCAUUCAAACAGGAACAUCCAAAAACAAACUAAAGCACUAUGUCCUAGCAACCCCAGUCAGCACCAGCGCAGAUGGAAGUUUCAUCUCCAACGUUGUUUCCGCAAGCCAUCCGAGAAGAUCCAUAAGAGACGUCUCGCCAAGCCCCAAACGACUCUAUUUUAAUGUGUCUGCGUUUGGGAGGGAAUUCCAACUCCGACUGAGGCCGAACACUCGCCUAAUAGCUCCAGGAGCAGUGGUGGAGUGGUACGAAGAUUCUGUGGAAACCAGUAAUGUAACUGAUGGUGUUAGCGUGGGUCGGACGGAGGCCGUCACGGAAAAGAUAUGGAAAAAGGAAUCGCUGUGGACCAGCUGUGCUUACGUUGGAGAUCUUGUGGAUAUCCCAGGAGCUUCUGUCGCUGUUAGCAACUGUGAUGGUCUGGCCGGCAUGAUAAAGGCAGGCGAAGAUGAAUAUUUCAUUGAGCCUUUGGAGAAAGGGAAACAAAUGGACGAAGAGACAGGAAGGCCUCACAUGGUCUAUAGGAGGUCAACAAUUGCACAAGAUCCAACAGAUAUGACUCCUGACUUCCACAGUGAAGGAUCUGAUCUUGGAGUCCUGCACACACUCGACUCUACCUAUGCUGGCAUAGAGCAACAGCUGAACGAGACGCUGAGGCAGCGAAGGCACGCUGGGGACAACGACUACAAUAUCGAAGUGCUUCUUGGUGUGGAUGACUCUGUGGUCCGAUUCCAUGGCAAAGAGCACGUGCAGAACUACCUCCUCACCCUGAUGAAUAUAGUGAAUGAAAUUUACCAUGACGAAUCCCUGGGAGUCCACAUAAAUGUUGUGCUGGUUAGAAUGAUGAUGUUGGGCUAUGCCAAGUCCAUCAGCCUCAUUGAACGAGGAAAUCCAUCAAGAAGCCUGGAGAAUGUGUGCCGUUGGGCGUACCAGCAACAAAAAACAGACUUAAGUCAUUCAGAGCACCACGAUCAUGCCAUCUUUCUAACCAGGCAAGAUUUUGGACCAGCUGGAAUGCAAGGAUAUGCUCCAGUAACAGGCAUGUGUCACCCUGUCAGGAGCUGCACUCUUAACCAUGAAGAUGGAUUUUCUUCUGCCUUUGUGGUCGCCCAUGAAACUGGCCAUGUGUUGGGAAUGGAACAUGACGGACAAGGGAACCGGUGCGGGGAUGAGACAGCAAUGGGAAGCGUCAUGGCUCCGUUGGUGCAGGCAGCUUUCCACCGAUACCACUGGUCCCGGUGCAGCGGCCAAGAACUCAAAAGAUACAUACACUCCUACGACUGCCUCCUCGAUGACCCCUUUGAACACGAUUGGCCCAAACUUCCUGAGCUGCCGGGGAUCAAUUAUUCCAUGGACGAACAGUGCCGCUUUGAUUUUGGAGUGGGCUACAAAAUGUGCACGGCGUUUCGAACAUUUGACCCAUGUAAACAGUUGUGGUGCAGCCACCCGGACAACCCCUACUUCUGCAAGACGAAGAAGGGGCCUCCCCUUGAUGGGACGGAAUGUGCCCCCAGUAAAUGGUGCUAUAAAGGUCACUGCAUGUGGAAGAACACGAACCAGCUGAAGCAAGAUGGCAACUGGGGAGCGUGGACGAAAUUUGGCUCCUGCUCCCGGACAUGUGGAACCGGCGUUCGCUUCAGAACCAGGCAGUGCAACAAUCCCAUGCCAGUGAAUGGGGGCCAAGACUGUGCCGGCGUCAACUUUGAGUACCAACUGUGCAACAUGGAAGAGUGUCCCAAGCAUUAUGAAGACUUCCGAGCCCAGCAGUGUCAACAACGCAACUCACAUUUCGAAUAUCAGAGCAGCAAACACCACUGGCUGCCGUACGAACACCCUGAUGCCACCAAGAGAUGCCAGCUUUACUGCCAAUCCAGAGAGACGGGCGAUGUGGCUUAUAUGAAGCAACUGGCCCAUGAUGGAACUCGCUGUUCGUACAAAGACCCGUUCAGCAUUUGUGUGCGCGGAGAAUGUGUGAAAGUGGGUUGCGACAAGGAAAUCGGCUCCAACAAGGCUGAAGACAAGUGUGGAGUAUGUGGAGGAGAUAAUUCCCAUUGCCGGACAGUAAAAGGGACCUUCACCCGAAUCCCUAAGAAGCCUGGGAAGACGAGAAGCGCAUUCACUUUGCCCAAAGGAGCUCGCAAUAUCUCUGUUUCUGAAACCAGAGAAUCUAAAAAUAUCCUGGGGUACCUUAAGAUGUUUGACAUCCCACCCAGUGCUAGACAUGUGAUUGUCCAAGAAGACGAGGCUUCUCCUCACAUUCUUGCCAUUAAAAAUCAGGCAACCGGCCAUUAUAUUCUGAACGGGAAAGGAGAGGGUUCCAGCUCUCGUUCCUUCAUCGACCUCGGCUUAGAGUGGGAAUACCACAUAGAUGAUGACAUAGAAACCCUUCAGACCGAUGGGCCAUUGUAUGAUGCUGUUGUCGUAUUGAUCAUUCCUCAGGACAACGACACCGAAUCUAGCCUGACGUACAAAUAUAUCAUCCACGAGGAUUCUGUGCCUAAUGUUAACAGCAACAAUGUACUUCAAGAGGAGUUGGAUACUUUCGAGUGGGCUUUGAAGAGUUGGUCCCAAUGCAACAAGCCUUGUGGAGGAGGUUUUCAAAACACCAAGUACGGGUGCCGCAGGAAGAGCGAUAGCAAAAUGGUUCACCGCAGCUUCUGUGAAGCCAGCAAAAAGCCAAAACCCAUUCGCAGGAUGUGCAAUCUUCAGGAAUGCACGCAGCCAUUCUGGGUUGCAGAAGAAUGGGAGCAUUGUACCAAGACCUGUGGGACUUCUGGUUAUCAGAUCCGUGCCGUGCGUUGCAUUCAGGUGCUUCAUGAUGGUGCAAACCGCUCAGUUCACUUCAAGUACUGCAACAGGGAUCGCCCGGAGAGUAGAAGGCCUUGUAACAGAGCCCCAUGUCCUGCUCAGUGGAAAACCUGGCCAUGGACUCCAUGUUCUGUGACCUGCGGUGAAGGAACGGAAUCCAGGCAGGUUUUAUGCCGCACUGGUGACCAAUGCAAUGGAGAAAAACCAGAAUCCGUGAGAGUUUGCAAGCUCGCUCCCUGUAACGAUGAACCUUGCCAGGGAGACAAAUCUAUCUUCUGCCAGAUGGAGGUGCUCGCCCGGUACUGCUCCAUCCCAGGAUAUAAAAAGCUGUGUUGCGAAUCUUGCAGCAAACGUAGCAGCACCCUUCCACCUCCUUUCCUUAGCGAAGCUGCGGAAACUGAAGAGGACAUCAUGGCUAACCCCAUCGUCAUACCCAAGGCUUUGGUUGCUCCUACUGGUUUAGUCCCUCCUCAUCCUGAGAGACAAGGUGCUUUGGGCAGGAUGUCCUUGGUAGAAGAAGAUACACAUGCGCUUAUUCCUCCGUCCUACAGUCAUGCCAGAGUUGCUGAUCCACCUCAACAGAGAGUUCAAAACACUGCAAGAAACAAGACUUCUGGGCCUGUUUCAAUGCCAUAUCAGCCACUGACCAAAAGUGGGCAUCUCCUUACCCACAAUUCCUCAGCCUUGUUAGAUAUUGGUCCAGCUGUGGCAAGUAACAACAGUUCAUCUGGUGCUCAUGCUCCGCACAGAACCUCACAGAAAAUUGAGAAGCAAGGUGACAGGAGGCAGCCUCCAAGGCCUCCCACUGUGGAAAGAUGAAACUUAGAGCAAACCAAAGGGGAAGGAGUUAAUGAAAGUGGCGGAAUUGUGUCUUUGCUUUGUUCCAGACACCAUGGUGCAUGCAAAAUUUCCAAAACCAAGACUCUUAAUAUGUCAACAACUAAAAUGAAGGGGAAAAGUGCAGGUUCACUUUCCAGUUGCAUCCAUCCUUCCCCUCUUUUUCUCCCUGCACCCCACCCC
Messenger RNA from Elgaria multicarinata webbii, 4476 nucleotides. RefSeq names its product ADAM metallopeptidase with thrombospondin type 1 motif 3 (gene ADAMTS3). Gene Ontology annotation, molecular function: metalloendopeptidase activity. Gene Ontology annotation, cellular component: extracellular matrix. The coding region runs from base 1 to 4275 and encodes 1424 amino acids. The record is from RefSeq and is a predicted model, not a curated record. Gene Ontology annotation, biological process: proteolysis; extracellular matrix organization. Lineage: Eukaryota; Metazoa; Chordata; Lepidosauria; Squamata; Anguidae. The transcript is spliced from 25 exons.